Messenger RNA from Sporothrix schenckii 1099-18, 303 nucleotides. RefSeq lists its product as uncharacterized. The record is from RefSeq and is a predicted model, not a curated record. NCBI's taxonomy places the organism in Eukaryota, Fungi, Ascomycota, Sordariomycetes, Ophiostomatales, Ophiostomataceae. Bases 1 to 303 code for a protein of 100 amino acids. The transcript has 2 exons.
AUGUCUCUUCGAGACCGUCGCCCAAUCAUCGACAGCACAUGGUCGACGUUAGCUCCAGCUGUUGGGGGCAAAAGACCAGGGGGGCAUGGAUGGGCUGGCACGCGGCGACACGACCUGGCCAACCCAAUCAGGUACAGGAAAGGCCGAUCUUGCGACCAAGUUCCACUAAAUACGCCAAUGGGCCACUCGCAGCACUUAGACCAGGGCGGUCGAAUGAACGAAGAGGGAAAGACAACCACGCUACGCCUCUCUUUUGUUUACGGAGGCUCGGAGAAGACCCUUGGAGGGUUGCAAAAGCCAUAG